AUGGUCAACGUCCUCAUAAUCGGAGCCACAGGCUACAUAGGCCAAGCAAUCUGCUCCUCCCUCAUCCGCAGCGGCGACCACCGUGUCUUCGGGCUAGCAAGAACUCCUGCCAAGGCCAAAGAACUCGGAAAAGAAGAAGUAAUUCCAAUCCUAGGCUCUAUUGCUGAGAACGCCGAACUCCUAAAAACCAUCGACGCCGAGCACAUCAACAUCGUAGUCGACGCCGCCGGUGCGAAUCAAGAAUCACAUGUUCUCCUCGAGGCUCUGAAGAAAAUCGGCGCUGCUCGACUAGAAGCUGCGUCAAAAUCUGGGAUCACAAUCCCUAAACUUGGAUUUAUCUAUUGUUCUGGAACGUGGUUGCAUGGAAUUUCGAACAAGCCAGUUAAUGACUUGAUUCCUGUUGCAGCAUUUAAUUCUCCAAAUGCCCCGGCGGAACUUACAUCUUGGAGACCAGCGCUGGAGAAUGCAAUUCUGGCUGCGCGAGAUGUGCUUGAUGUUAUCAUUAUCAGACCGGCACUAGUUUAUGGAAGGUCUGGUGCUAUUUGGUCGGCAUUUUUUAACCCAAUACUUGAGGCCGUAAAGAAGGAUACAGAUUCUGUGGCGAUACCGUUGGAUGCGAAUAGCCGACCAGGUCUUGUACAUGUUGAUGAUGUAGCUUCUGGGUUCCAUGCUGCGGUUGAAAAGCUCCCGUUGAUUUCUGGAACAGGCGUGUAUCCUAUCUUUGAUCUGGUUACCAGUCAGGAAAGCAUGAGAGAUAUCAUCGAGUUUGCAGCCAAGGAGUUGGGAUAUAAGGGGAAAGUCGAGCUUGUCGGACCUGGUGAAGACUUAUUUGCUAAAGCCAUGUCUACGAGUAUGAACGGAAGUUCUGGGAGGGCUAAGCAGCUUCUGGGUUGGGAACCCAAGAGAGUCAGUGGGUUCGUUCAGGGUAUGGAUGCUUUUGCGAAAGCUUUCAUGGCUGCUUCUUAG
Molecule: messenger RNA, 966 nt
Organism: Glarea lozoyensis ATCC 20868
Lineage: Eukaryota; Fungi; Ascomycota; Leotiomycetes; Helotiales; Helotiaceae
Product: NAD(P)-binding Rossmann-fold containing protein
Exons: 1
Coding region: 1-966 (321 amino acids)
Source: RefSeq, a predicted model, not a curated record